Molecule: messenger RNA, 1112 nt
Organism: Austrofundulus limnaeus
Lineage: Eukaryota; Metazoa; Chordata; Actinopteri; Cyprinodontiformes; Rivulidae
Gene: sprn
Product: shadow of prion protein
Exons: 2
Coding region: 273-740 (155 amino acids)
Cellular component (GO): membrane
Source: RefSeq, a predicted model, not a curated record
GGAAUGACUGUGCACAAACAAAAACACUGCACAAAUGACCAUGAUCAUAAAGAGUUGCAAAAUAUAAAUAAAAAAUACUAAAACUAUAUAGCUAACUAGCUCAAAUUUCAACAAAUAUAUUUUUAAAAAUUACUUUGAUUCCAGACGCGCCUGUAUGAGCGCGCUGCGCGUUCUCGGGAUCGUUUUGCGUGAGCGCGCCUGCAUCGUUCGGCAACAAUCCCCCUUCAUUUCCCCCUGUAGGCCUCAGCAUCAGGAGGGAUAACAGCAGCAAGAUGUCAGGGAUGAACCAGGUCGUGGCAACAUGCUGGACCUGCCUCCUGCUCUCUGCGUUCCUGUUCGAGCCCGCUCUGUCCAAGGGCGGACGUGGAGGGUCCCGGGGCUCUUCUCGCGGGUCCCCCUCGCGCAGCUCUACAGCUGGGACCUACCGAGGAGGCGGCGCCUACGGGGGGACGCGCUCCCGGUUCAGAGUGGCYGGACGGAGCUCCCCGGUGAGGGUGGCGAGCGCCGCGGCGGCCGGCGCGGCGGUGGCCUUGUCGGCGGAUAAGUGGUACGCGUCGGCGUACCGCCGCAGCAACACGGACGGCUCCGAGGAGGAGCUGGAAUACUUCAACAGGACCGAUUACUUUGAUGCUCUGAUGUCCAGCUCCACUCAGAACGGCUCUUUUCUGUCUCAAAUGGUUUCUAUCAUUAUUGCAACAUUUCCCACAAAAUAUGGCCUCUUGCUGGACUGUAUACUGUAGACUUCACAAUGGAUUUUAGGGUAAAAUUUCUGAGCCUAAACCCAGAAAGGUGAUUAGAAGGAUCCAAUCACAAACAUCACUGUACUGUAUUUUAGUUAUUUGAAUAAAUUUACAUUKCCAACAUAGUUUUCACGCUCACAUUUGAGAACAUUUGCCAACAUUUAUUUUACCCUAUGUGCAAAAAAUAAAUAAACUCCUUAUGUGUACUGCCUAACUCACAUUCAAAUUUGAUCAUUUCUAUAGAUGAAACAAACCAUGCGCACCUCAGAUAAACAGGUUUGACUUUGGUCUUAUUCAGGGUUCCCACACCUUGGUCAACAUCAAAUUCAAGGACCUUUCAAGGACUUUCCAGUACCAAUUUCCUCAAAUUAA